This is a messenger RNA of Pestalotiopsis fici W106-1, 396 nucleotides long. RefSeq lists its product as uncharacterized. The record is from RefSeq and is a predicted model, not a curated record. NCBI's taxonomy places the organism in Eukaryota, Fungi, Ascomycota, Sordariomycetes, Amphisphaeriales, Sporocadaceae. Gene Ontology annotation, cellular component: cell cortex. The transcript is spliced from 5 exons. Gene Ontology annotation, molecular function: actin monomer binding. The coding region runs from base 1 to 396 and encodes 131 amino acids.
AUGUCUUGGCAAGCAUACGUCGACUCCAGCUUGGUUGGCUCCGGCCACCUCGACAAGGGUGCCAUCAUCAGCGCCGCUGGCGACAGCGUCUGGGCUACCUCGAGCGGCUUCACCGUCAAGCCCGAGGAGCAGAAGGAGCUUGCCUCGAUCCUGAGCGGUGCCGAGGCUGCCAAGAACAAGGCUUUCGCCGAUGGUGUGCACGUUGCCGGUGAGCGAUUCGUCGCCUUCAAGGUUGAGGACCGCAGCCUCUACCUCAGACAGGGCCGAACUGGUGUCGUUGUCGUCAAGACAAAGCAGGCCAUCCUGAUCGGCCACUACGGCGAGAACGUGCAGGCUGGAAAUGCCACGUCGACCGUCGAGGCGCUGGCAGACUACCUGAUCAAGGCCGGCUACUAA